CCUGACCAGACUCAUGUGCCGGAUGAAGCAUGAAGCGACUCAUGUGUGGCAACCACUUGAGCCAUGCUAUGGCAGGUGGUUGGAGGCGCGGCCACCGGCGGCCUACGCGUGCGCCAGGGCGCACCACUGUGCGCCCCGGAGGCGGCCGAGCGUUUACCCACGGGGACGCUGGUGAGAGAGCUGCAGCGCGAAGGCCAACGUUUGCACUUCGCGUGCCUCGGUGAUGGCGUGCCCGGGCCAGCCGAGGGCUGGGUGAGUCUCUCCUUGAGGGGCCGCCCCUUGCUGCAGCCCGUGGCCUUGCCCUCCAGGGCGACCCUCCAAGCAGCCUGCGAGGACAAUGGCAUUCAAGCAUUGGCACGGGCGACUGACAUCGAGCUGUUUGUCCUGCUGCGAGAGAUGGGGGUCGAAGUGUCCUGCCUUCCGCUGGAAGAUGCCUUGGACUCGACUCGAACAGACUCGGCACCCCAAGAGACGGAGGAACGUGGAGCCUGGCUUGCAGAGGUCCAAGAGUUCGAUGCCUACGUGACCGACCCGUAUCGGCUCUUUGGAAUCCCCUAUGAUGCCACGGACAAAACCAUCAAGUCCACUUAUCGGAAGCUCUCCUUGAAGCUUCAUCCUGAUCGUUGCCCAGGCGACGCAGCGGCCGCGGCCAAGUUUCGGCAGCUGACGGCAGCCAAGGACUUCUUGCUGGAUCCAUAUCAACGUCGAGCCUUCAAUGAGGUUCAUGGCUUCUUGACCCCGACCGUGAACGUGGCCUGGUGGUCUGACUGGGACGAGGUCUUCGCCGAGCUCGAGGCCGAGAUCGGGACGAGACCUCCACGCGCCCUCCACGCGGAGAAGGCGGAUGUGCUGCUGCUGGGCGCGACAGGACUCACCGGCACAUUGGCGUGCAUGGUCAUGUCCCGCCAAGCCGCCGUGGGCCGCCGGAGCUGGGCCAUUGCGGGCCGUGACGGACGCAAGCUGCUGCUCCUGCAGCAGAAGUUCGCCAACGAAGCCUUCCGCGGCGCCUACCGGGUGGAGACCACAGAGGAGCUGGAAGAAGCCAUCGCGUCCGCACGCGUGGUCUUGGAUUUCACCGGCCCGUCGCACGACUUGGGCUCCAAAGUGGCCCAGGCGUGUGUUGCAGCCAAGACGCAUUUGAUCGACAACACGGGGGAUAUCAUGUUCUCAAAGCUUGUGAAGGAGACGCUGGACCAGGAAGCCAAGGCGGCCGGGGUGGCGUUGUUGCUGCACGCGGGGUAUGUCUCGAUGCCAACGGACUUCGGCGCUGCUUGGGCUAAGGUUUGGCGCUUGGUGCAGGAGUUCCGGGGCAAAGGCAUGGCGACACGAAAGGUGGACGUCUACACCUACACACAAGGCUUCGUGAUGAGCGGUACCAGCUUGCUGACGGGCACCAAGACCACGAUCAAGGAGCUCAAUGCCAACGGCGCACCCUUCGUGCUGGGUGGUGUGCGACCGGAAGGCGUACGCACUGAGGACCGUACGGAUGUGCCACACAAGGAUGAGAAUUCCACGAUGAUCGCCUACCCUGGCCUGAACGUCGAACGGCAAGUGGUGCGCGGCACCUGCGGCCUUAUGGAUGAGAUUGAGCCCUAUGGCCCCAACUUCCUCUUCAAGGAUUGGUUCUUGGUCGUGGAUAAGCGGCCCGAAGAGAUGACGAAGCAGGAAAGUGCCCAGGCCUCGCGGCUUUCUGGGAUUGGCAUGAGCCUGGCGGGGGGCGGUGUGCACAGCAUGAUGGUGGAGCAGAAGAAGAUCCCCCCACCUGGCUGGGGACCCAAGGAACGCAUCCGGCAAGAGACCUUUGUGACCAAGGUCUUCGUUGGCACUGCAGACACUGACGAGCAGGAGAAACUCCACCUGGUGAUGAACGCUGGCCCCGGCAAUGUGGGUGACCGGUACGAGGGGACCGCGACCAUGAUGAUCGAAGCGGCCUUUUGCUGGCUGGAUCAACUGGACUCAGGAGGUGACUUGCGGGGCGGCUGGGGCACUCCAGUCUACCACCUUUCACACCUGGACUUUUGGAAGCGUUUGGAGCAUCUGGGCUUCGCCUAUCGGCUCUUUCCCGGCGCACCUUCCAGCGACUUCAUGCAUCGCGUCUUCUCAGCGACCCUACCUUUGGCCGACGAAAGCUGAACCCACCCCGAUCGCGGCAUCACAAGACGAGCCGGGACGGUGAUGGACCAGGUGGCGGAUGUGGAGGAAGGAGGACUGCUCAAAACCACCGAGAACAUGGGAGCGCUGCUCCAUUGUGCGGGCGGAGAAACGUGCGUCUGGCUGCGGAGGG
Messenger RNA from Durusdinium trenchii, 2284 nucleotides. The record is from the annotation of a GenBank genome assembly. Lineage: Eukaryota; Dinophyceae; Suessiales; Symbiodiniaceae.